Molecule: messenger RNA, 3687 nt
Organism: Aureobasidium uvarum
Lineage: Eukaryota; Fungi; Ascomycota; Dothideomycetes; Dothideales; Saccotheciaceae
Source: the annotation of a GenBank genome assembly
AUGUCAGCCCCGCCGUUCAAGGUCAAGGCCGUCUACGAGUACGCAAGCCCGCACGAAGACGACCUCCCCUUCCCCGAAGGCCAGAUCAUCACCGUCGUAGCUCUGGAAGACCAAGACUGGUACGAGGGAGAGUACACCGACGCCUCUGGCGGCAAGCACUCGGGUCUGUUCCCCAAGAACUUUGUCGAGCGCUACGAGCCCGAGAUCCCUUCACGACCCCAAAGACGUCCCGUUUCCGAGAUCCGCCCUCCACCGCCGCAGCCUGCUGUGNNCCCGAACCUGCGCCCGGUGCCUUCCCCGAGGAAGCAGAAGACGAUGACGACGACGACGACGACAGCUUUGCCGAGCCGCCGCCUGUCCCUGCUCAAUCCAAGUCGAUCAUCGAGCCCGAAGCUGCUCCCGUCCCGCUCCCACCUCGCAAUCUCUCCCCUCCUCCAUCCNGUGAGACAGACCGCUCCUCCUCCGCCAGCUCAAGAAUCUGUCAGAUCGCCACCUCCUCAGGUAGAGCAACCGGCUGCUCGCGAAACAAUCAAGUCUCCUCCACCUGCACCCAAGCCAGCUCCCUCGGAACCGAUCAAGUCGGAGCCUGUCAAGGCCGAGCCCUCUAAGAAAGAGCCCCCGCCUGUGAGCAGCAAGCCCAGCUCGUUCAGAGACCGCAUCGCCGCCUUCAACAAUGCAGGAGCAGCACCCGUCGCUCCCUUCAAGCCUGCCGCUCCCACUUUCAUCAAGAAGCCAUUCGUCGCUCCUCCACCAAGCAAGAACGCAUACAUUCCCCCUCCCAAGGCCGAGCCGGUGCAGAAAGUCUACCGCAGAGAAGAGGACCCAGACAUCCAGAAAGAGCAAGCCCAGGCAGAUGAGAAUGCCGCAAAGGCCGGUCUCUUGCCUUCUGAUCAUCCACAAUCGCCCACGGGUGACGAGGAUGAGGAUCAACCUAAGCCUCAGAGUUUGAAGGAGAGAAUCGCCAUGUUGCAAAAACAGCAGAUGGAGCAAGCAGCACGAAGGGCUGAUGUUAGCNNGAGAAGCCCAAGCCCAAGAAGCCCGUCAAGAAGAACACGGACGAGUCGACAGAGUCUNGCUGCUCCUCCACCAGUUCCUCAUGCACCGGUUGCGGCCGCCGAAGAGGAGGAAUACGCAGCCGAAGCCGAACCAGCAGAACGGCAUGUUCGCCAGUCGCUGGACCAGCCUCGCGAACGCGAGCGCACUCGUGGCGCUUCUGCUCGUGGGAUGUCUCGCGAGCCAGCGUUGCCUGCCGCCGGCCACGAGAGUUUCAGCGAUGCGAACGACGCCGACAUGUCAGGAGCUGGAGAUAUCACAGAGGAAAACGACGCAGACAGCGACUCUACCCAGCCCGCCAGAAGGUCGAUGCAAUCCCAACGGGCUCCGGCAGCUCCGGUCCACGAAGCAGACGUCGGUGACGAGCAAGACACAGCCGAGGACGACGAGAGCGAAGAGGACGAGAUGGAUGCAGAGACACGCCGUCGCAUGGAGCUGAGAGAGCGCAUGGCCAAGAUGAGUGGUGGUAUGGGCAUGGCGGGCAUGUUUGGAGCGCCUGCUGGAAUGCCCGGCAUGAUGGCACCCGCCCCUCCAAAGACAAAGAAGAGCAAGGAGACCAAGCCUGAGCACGACGAGGCCCCCGCUCCUGCUCAAGCACCUCGCAUUCCCGUCAUGCCCAUUCCCGGCAUGCAGACAGUGCGUAGUCCAGAGGUUGAAGACAGGCAGCUUGCCGUUGAAAUGGAGCCUGAGUACGACACUUCGGUCACCAGCGAGAGGGGGCCUUUGACUGUGCCGGAUGUUGAAGACAUUAAGCCUCAGCCACCACCACAUAUCGAGUCCGUUCACCGCCUACCUCCAGUGCCACAGGAAGCGACAAACGAGCGCGCUAUUCCUCCGCCGGUGCCUGCGUCUCGUCCUGUACCAGCUCCACCAGCACAUGAGACCCGCCCUGUACCUCCGCCACCACCUCCGGUAGAUACGCAGAUGGAUCCGACCGAGGGCGAAGAGUCGGACGACGAGCGUUCUCUGGCUCCCACGAGACAAUCAACAGACAUGUCUCGAGGUGUCCCUCCUCCCAUUCCCAGACCAGAGGCUAACCGCUCGCCAUCCAUGGGCUCUACAAAGCGGGCUUCGACCUUUGGCAGCAUAGACGCCAUGUCGCCCACCUCCCCUGCUACUCCCUCGUCGGAGAGAAGACAGAGUCGCAUUCCUCCAAUCCCUGGCACUCUGUCAUCUCCUCCUCAAGCCCGUGCUCCACCUCCGCCUCCACCAACUGGUGCUCCUCAGCUUCCUCCAAUCAUUCCAAGCGCUCCUCUGGGCGAGCCCGAUCGAGGUGAAAGCGACUACGAAGGAGAUUAUGACACUGACAUUGCAUCCGGUGUCAACCACAAGGACGCCCUGAGAUCGCAUGGUAGGGAUUCGAGCCUCGAUGAGGUAGACGUACCCGCCCCAGCUCUGGCUCCCGCGCCUCGAGCUGUUCCUCCUCCACCUCCUUCUCAACCUCCGCCAUCCAGAGCUUCCAUUGAUGCUCCUCGUGUCGCCCCUCCGCCUGUUCCCAUGCAUGCGCCAACUCAAUAUGAACGAUACGAGGGUGACGAGGACCACCAUCAAGAACCUCCUCGUGCUCUUCCGAUCCGUGCUGUGCCACCACCCCCUCCCACAGUACCAGCACCAAUUCCUGUCCAGCAGGAUUAUGUGGAUGAUAGCUCGGACGACUUGUACGAUGCACCACCUCCUCGUCAAUCCAUGGAUCGCCCGCCUCCGCCACCACCGGUCGAUCAGGACCGUGCUGCCCCAUUGCCUCCAUCUCAACCACCACCACCUGCUCGUUCGGCAACUCAUCAAUCUCGCCAAUCACUUGAUGUUAGUCGUCCUUCAAUGAACAUGCGUCGCAGCAUGGAUGUCGCAAGACCUCCUCAGGACGGCCACAUUGCUACCGAUGUCGACCUGGCAGAAAAUACCCUCUGGUGGGCGCAACCCAACACGCUGCCCCCAGCCUUCCAAAAUCGCAGCGACGUCCUGUUCGAAGUCGAAGAGAGCGUAACUCAGCGCCGUGGCGGCAGAACGGCAAUCACCAAAGACGUUUACGUGCUCUUCCUCGACUACAGCCAGACCGUCAUCACCGCGCGCUACGACGGCCAAAACGCUGAAGACGUGAGCUUCGAACAGAGACACGAACCGCCUCCUCCACGCCUCCGCCAAGAUCAGCUCGAAACCGCGUGGCAGAAGUACGGCACGCACAUCGCCAAAGCCGCAGACGCGAAGAAAGACCAUGUGGUCGGCGACGGCAGCCCCAACGCUUUGGUCCUCGAUCUUCUGGCCCCCUUGACCACGGCACUCAAACCCGUGGGCACGAGAGCCUACGGCGCACUCGUGUACGCCAAUCUCGCCAACGCAUCCGUGCAGCAAUUCGACGAGAUUCGACCGGGCGACAUUAUCACUCUCCGCAACGCCAAGCUGCAAGGCAAACACGGGGCCAUGCACAAAUCGUAUUCUGUAGACGUGGGCAUGGGCGCCGGACACGUUGCCGUGGUCGUGGAUUGGGAUGGCACGAAGAAAAAGGUUCGAGCCUGGGAGCAAGGGCGAGAGAAGCCCAAGACCAAGAUGGAGAGUUUCCGUCUUGGGGACCUUAGAAGUGGUGAGGUUAGGGUGUGGAGAGUUGUUGGGAGGGAGUGGGUGGGCUGGGAUUCGUGA